Plasmopara halstedii is the source of this 768-nucleotide messenger RNA. RefSeq names its product phosphoserine phosphatase. Gene Ontology annotation, cellular component: cytoplasm. Gene Ontology annotation, biological process: dephosphorylation; L-serine biosynthetic process. The transcript has 5 exons. The coding region runs from base 1 to 768 and encodes 255 amino acids. The record is from RefSeq and is a predicted model, not a curated record. Gene Ontology annotation, molecular function: L-phosphoserine phosphatase activity; magnesium ion binding. Lineage: Eukaryota; Oomycota; Peronosporomycetes; Peronosporales; Peronosporaceae.
AUGCAUGCUCACCUCCUCACCAAGUUCGCCCGGUCUGUAGCUGCUACGCCCCAAACACGCUCACUCUCCGUGCUGAAGCAUUUCAAGUCUCCGACGCAGCCUCUAACAGCAAGCGACAUUUGGCGGUCUGUGGGUGGCGUCUGUUUUGAUGUCGAUAGCACUGUUUGCAUGGAUGAAGGCAUUGACGUGCUCGCUGAACAUUGCGGCGCUGGGCAGGCAGUGAAGGAGUGGACCUCUAAGGCCAUGAAUGGAAAUGUCAAGUUUGAAGACGCGCUUGCGGCUCGGUUGAAUAUCAUACAGCCGUCGAGACAGGACAUCCAGGAUUGCUUAGAGCAGCACCCACCCAUGUUCACACCGGGCAUAAGAAAGCUCGUUGCGACUUUGAAAAACAAAAAAAUCGAUGUGUUUCUCGUGUCGGGUGGCUUUCGUGUCAUGAUUGAGCCCAUCGCUGAGGAAUUGGAUAUUCCAUUGUCUAACGUCUAUGCCAAUACAAUAUUUUUUGACAAUGAUGGAAAUUACAAUGGCUUUGAUGACACGGAGCUCACGUCUCGUGACGGUGGAAAAGCGCAGGCUAUUGACAUCAUCAAAAGAAUCCAUGGCUUUGAAAAGAUUGCAAUGGUUGGCGAUGGAGUUACAGACCUCCAGGCACGCCCGCCGGCCGACCUGAUUGUCGGCUUUGGAGGCAUCGUCACACGUGAAAUUGUGAAAAAGGAAGCAGAUCUCUUUGUUACGGACUUCGAUCACCUGACAAAGUUGCUGCAUUUCUAA